Brugia malayi is the source of this 471-nucleotide messenger RNA. RefSeq lists its product as uncharacterized. Bases 1 to 471 code for a protein of 156 amino acids. The transcript has 3 exons. Lineage: Eukaryota; Metazoa; Nematoda; Chromadorea; Rhabditida; Onchocercidae. The record is from RefSeq and is a predicted model, not a curated record.
AUGUGUUUAGUGAUUAAUUUCUUGAUAACAUUAAUUGUUGGCGCAAAUGCAAUGUCAUUUUUGACCGAUGAAUGGACAGAAAGUAUGAAACAAUUCUUUCAGCAAACACAACAAAAAAUUGGUGAAAAAUCUAAUCAAUUUUUGAAUGAAAUUGGUAAAAAAUUUGAUAGCGCGCAGAAUUUUGUUGAACAAUCAAAGGAUGUUUUUAGUAUGGUAGCAAAAAAUUUGAAAAGUAGUGGCGAAAAGUUGAAAGCUACGGUAAUGAAAACAGCCGAAACAACAUUACGUGGAGCUGGUGAUGAAGUUGAAGGUUUUUUCUCUGAGGUACCAAAUCGUGUUAGUGAUGGUUUUGAUGAAAUUCUCAUAAAACUUGGAGAAGUUUGCUCAUGGAUUUUUAGAAAUAUUAUUGCACCAAUAUUAUUCAUUAUUAUUUUACUUGGUUUCAUAUAUUUCUUUAUCAUAUCAGGGUAA